Molecule: messenger RNA, 759 nt
Organism: Trichogramma pretiosum
Lineage: Eukaryota; Metazoa; Arthropoda; Insecta; Hymenoptera; Trichogrammatidae
Exons: 3
Coding region: 1-759 (252 amino acids)
Source: RefSeq, a predicted model, not a curated record
AUGUUCAAAUACGUAGUUUUCGCUCUUUUUGUGGCUUCGGCCAUCGCAACAGCUCCAAGCUCUGACUUGGACUGCAACGAGUCAGCUGAUAUGCUGACUUGCUUAGCAGUCAAGGCUAGCUCAACCCUUGAGAGGGCUGCAAGGUCAGCUGAUAUCAACAUCAUCGAUGGAGUCACCUUCGUCAGAGACACCCCAGUCGAACGCACCGGAAAAGCAUUGAAAUCCGAAUCUGAAAUCAUGUCCGAAUUGCCAGCCGAUUCGACCGAAAAAGCCAUGGCUGUCGCCACCAUGAUGUACGAUAACGCCGUCAACUUCCUCCAAAGCCACAGUUUGAACGUCGAUAUGUCAGAAGCUCGCCACCUCAACGUUCUCGACAUCUUAUCGCACUCACACAUCGUCCCAAGCAAAAAGCUCAAGAAAAUGUUAUCUCCUCUGAUGUCCAUCAUCGGCGUCAAAGUCUUCGCUCUUGCUCCAAUUGUCCUCGGCAAAUUAGCUCUCUUGGUUGGCAAAGCCAUCUUCUUCAGCAAAGUCGCCCUUCUGAUCGCUGGAGUCCUUCUGUUCCAAAAAUUCUUCGGUGCUGGUAGCCAACUCGCCGGUGGAUUCCCAGGUGGUCUCUUCGGCAAGAACAACGUAGCCCAACAAUACAACUACGAACCAGCCACCUAUGCCCAGGCUGGAGCUGGUGCAUACUCUGCUGGAUACCAGAGAUCUUUGGAUGCCCAACAGCUCGCUUACUCCGCACAAGCACCUGCUCAAUAA